Pterocles gutturalis (yellow-throated sandgrouse) is the source of this 376-nucleotide messenger RNA. RefSeq names its product chromaffin granule amine transporter-like. Gene Ontology annotation, cellular component: terminal bouton; synaptic vesicle membrane. The record is from RefSeq and is a predicted model, not a curated record. Gene Ontology annotation, molecular function: serotonin:sodium:chloride symporter activity. The annotation marks the transcript as partial. NCBI's taxonomy places the organism in Eukaryota, Metazoa, Chordata, Aves, Pterocliformes, Pteroclidae. The transcript is spliced from 5 exons. Gene Ontology annotation, biological process: aminergic neurotransmitter loading into synaptic vesicle; transmembrane transport.
GAUCGGAUACCACACCCCCAUGUUCGUCGGGUUCAUCAUCAUGUUCCUCUCCACCGUCAUGUUUGCUUUCUCAGCCUCCUACACGCUGCUGUUCAUCGCCCGAGCGCUCCAAGGCAUCGGCUCCUCGUUCUCCUCCGUCGCAGGCAUGGGCAUGCUCGCCAGCGUCUACGUCUACACGGACGACGUCGAGAGGGGCAACGCCAUGGGCAUCGCUCUGGGAGGCUUGGCCUUGGGUUUGCUGAUCGGGGCGGCCCUUGGCAGCGUGAUGUACGAGUUCGUGGGGAAAUCGUCGCCCUUCCUGGUCCUGGCAUUCCUCGCCCUCUUGGAUGGAGUUCUGCAGCUCUGCAUCCUGCAGCCCUCCAAGAUCUCCCCCGAG